AUUUAUGAAUUAUAUAUAUGUCAAGUGUAACUCAUUUAUGGUGUUAAUAGUUGACACUUGUCGCAACACCCCAAAAAAGUAGGGACCCAGAAGAGUUAGACUACAAAUAUUAUCUUGACCGUUAAAUCACCGAACUAUGAUCGGUCUGAUCAGAUGCUCUGCACGUUUAUAUUCUAGUCGUGCGCACAGACAAUCGAAACCCCUCCAGAUCUGACCCAUUCAAACAAGCUCCGCUGAACCAGCGCCAACCAAAAAAUUUGGCGGCCAAUUCCAAAUUUUCAAAAACAUUUCAUAAUGCUCAAGAAAACUUCAGAACCUCCCAAUUCCAAAACUGAAAGGCUCCAAUACAACAGAUUCAAAACCUCCAAAUUUUCUCCCAUCUCCCCCCAAAAGAAAACCCACCCUCCUCCAAUUUCUCCGUUUCGCCGCCUCUCUCAGAUUCCAACGCCGAAGGCGAAUCCAGCGAAGGUUCUCUCAUUUCCCGCCGACACUUCUCAGGUAUCCCCUCUUCUUCCCCAACUACUAACAUUCGGCGCCCGUCGAGUAGCAAGUUUGAAAGGGAAUUCGGGAAAGCUGUAGUCGCCUCGCUGAUUGGAGCUCAAAUCCUGUUUUGCCCUAAUUGAGCUGCGGCUGUUCUGUUUUCUUAGAUCCAUUGGAAGCUUCUCCGAGCUAGGUCAAUGCUGUUACUUUUGAUUUCUAGCUAGUUCCUUGGGCGAAAUCAAUCUGUUGCGAGCUUUAAAAUUCAAUUUGAGUUGCCCUGGUGUGAGAUUGGUCAUUGUUUCCUCACCAAUGUGUUCCUAAUUCGGUCAGUUUCUAGUGGGUUAUUGCUCUUCAUUGGAUUAGAAGUUGUGGGGGACUGAAUAUUGAGGGGGAGAAAAAAAGGAAGGAGUCAUGGUGAGAGAGCAAAAGGUGGAGUCUUUCUAUAAACGCCUUCGGGAGUCGGUCUCAGCUUCCUCGCUCUCACCUCUACUCAUAUUCCCGUCGACAUCAGAUGUAGAUUCGCUCUGUGCGCUCAAGGUCAUUUUCAACAUCAUAGAGUCGGAUUCGAUCCGGUACGCCUGUUACCCUGUGUCUUCUUUCCAAGAAAUUCACAAGUAUGCUGGCCAAGAUCUGACUUCUUCAUCAUCAGAGGAGCCCAUUUCAAUCCUCUUAGUCAACUGGGGAUGCCAGCGUGAUUUGAGGAGGUUGCUGCAGUUGGGCCCUGGGGUUCGGGUUUUCGUUGUCGAUAGCCACCGCCCGAUCCAUUUGCACAACCUGAAUGAGCAGAAUGAGAAUGUUGUGAUACUCUAUACCAGGGAGGAUGAGAGACAAGCUGACUUGGCUUAUGAUUUUUCUGAUGCGGCUCAUGAUUUCGAUGUUUCUGCUUUGGCUAAUGCUGGUGACUUGAACAGUGAUGAUGAGGGGAAUGAGAGUUCUGAUAGCGAGAGGGAUGAAGACAGUGACAGUGAGGAUGAGGAUGGAGAUGGGAAUGCAAGGAAGCGGCGGAAGGUAUCUAAAGAUAAUGAAGAUGACCCUCUUCAGCUUUACAGGAAAUUGAAGAGGGAAUACUAUAGCAUGGGUACUUUCCAUGGGAAGCCCUCUGGGUGCUUGAUGUAUGAACUGUCUCAUUCUUUGAGGAAGAAUACGAAUGAGCUGCUUUGGUUAGCUUGUGUCUCGCUAACUGAUCAGUUUGUUCACGAGAGGCUGACAGAUGAGAGGUACCAGGCUGGGGUGAUGGAGCUAGAACAGCACAUCAACAGUAUGGGAAAUCUGGAGGCAAUUACCGCGGUGACUCUGAAAGAUGGAACCAAGAUUCGAGCGCCUGAGUCAUCGAGAAUCUCAUAUGAAGACGAACCAAGACUUAUGUUGUUGCGGGAGUGGAAUUUGUUUGACUCAAUGCUGUGCUCUUCCUACAUCGCACCCAAGUUGAAGACAUGGAGCGACAAUGGCAUGAAGAAGCUCAAGCUUCUUCUUGCCAGGAUGGGGUUUGCACUUGUGGAUUGCCAGCAGAAAUUUCAGUACAUGAAUCUUGAGGUGAAGAAAAAGAUGAAAGAUGAGUUUGAACGUUUCUUACCCGAGUAUGGGCUUAAUGAGUUUUACUACAGGAGUUUCCUGAGGCUGCAUGGUUAUAGCUCGAGGGUUUCAGCAGCAGAUGUGGUGUAUGGAGUGACAGCACUGCUGGAAUCAUUUGUGAAUUCCGAUGGCUCUUGUGCUUCCAAGCAAUUUGGGGUGGCCUAUGAUGCACUGUCGUUGAACAAUCUCGACAAGUUACGAGCUGGAAUGCAACAGGCGAUCAAGGUGCAGAGGGCUAUUCUCAGGCAAGGAAGUGCAGCCAUUACCAAGAGUGGGUGUGUUAGAAGUGGGAGAAAGUUCAGGUGGGUGAAACUUGAGGACUCCAUAGACACCAAGCUGUUGGGAUACCCACAGGCCUUAACAAAGUUCUGCUACUUUGUAAUGGAUGCAUUGAGAGAGAGAGGAGCUCGGCCGAAGCCAUUGCUGUGCGCUUGCCUGUCACCAGAUGCAAAUAAGAUGCUGAUAGUUGGAGUGUGCGGGAAGCCUCGACUGGGUGCGCUGAAAGGAAAUGCAUUUGGAGCUGCGUUCAGAAAUGCUGCGCAGGAGAUUGGAGCAGAGUACUUCCAUGAGUUAUUCGAGUCUUCCUGGAUUGUGUUAGAGAAAGAUGCAGUCAAUAACUUCAUGAUCAGAAUAACUGAGAAGCUCUGAAUUCUUUUCUAAGAAAAAGGGUCAGAGCUUUUCUUUGUUCAAAUUGAUUUGUUAUCUCUUUGGUUUUAACUUGUUUUCUUAACAAGUGUUUGUUUGUUAUUUCAUAGUCCAUUUCUUUACUUUACUUUCUUUAUUUCUGUUAGCUUGUUGAAAACUACUUGACAAAGAAAUGAGAUUCCGUCUGUAUUAUCAUAUUAUGUUAUUUUCUUCUUGUGCACUAAUUUGCUUGUUCUUAGAGAACUAAGAUCCAAGUAAUUAAAAUCCUAGUGAACAAUGGGUGUUUGGAGCAUGAAUUUAGAGAGUUCAACAAGAAGUUAUAAUUUUUAAUGUAGGACAUUAAUUACCAUAUAAAAAUAAGACAUAAAACACUGG
Molecule: messenger RNA, 3072 nt
Organism: Linum trigynum
Lineage: Eukaryota; Viridiplantae; Streptophyta; Magnoliopsida; Malpighiales; Linaceae
Source: the annotation of a GenBank genome assembly